Scylla paramamosain (green mud crab) is the source of this 11456-nucleotide messenger RNA. It is a transcript of the gene Myo10A, whose product is annotated as unconventional myosin-XV-like. The record is from RefSeq and is a predicted model, not a curated record. The transcript is spliced from 51 exons. The coding region runs from base 261 to 9899 and encodes 3212 amino acids. Gene Ontology annotation, molecular function: cytoskeletal motor activity; ATP binding; protein binding. Lineage: Eukaryota; Metazoa; Arthropoda; Malacostraca; Decapoda; Portunidae. Gene Ontology annotation, cellular component: cytoskeleton; myosin complex.
AGUGAGUAGUGAGUAGUCGGAGGGGAAGGAUGUACCGCUCCUCCUAGGUGCUUUAGAUACACCCAGGAUAUACCCUAUCCGAUACAUGGAUAAGCCGAGUGGAUGUGGAUGGAUUGUUAGUGGAUUAAUAUAGUGCUUAAGUAGAUUUUCCCUCGUUUUGGGGGAUUUCAAGAGUCAAUAUCCAUGAAAAAGACCAGGGAGGAGAUAUGGGUGUGCGUUAGUCUUUCCUGACCCAGCUUACUCACCAGCCAACACUCAAAAUGGAAUACGAGAAGGGUGACCUCGUCUGGUUCGACCCCGGGCUGGGCUAUGUGCUGCCCGGGGAGGUCAUGGAGUUCCACAGGGCAGGUCAGGUCAUCACCGUCCAGGCUGUCAUUGGUGGGAAGUCACAGGUGUUCACGCUCACCAAUCUGUCUUCGGUAAGAAGGAGACAAGACUUGGGCCCCACUGGAGUAGACGACAUGAUUGGCCUGAGUGACCUGAAUGAGGCAUCUCUCCUGUGGAACCUCAAGAUUAGAUAUGACAAGGAGAUGAUUUAUACUUAUACAGGCAGCAUCCUAGUAGCAGUCAACCCAUACCGCAUGUUUGACAUCUACGGGUUGGACAUGGUAAAAAAAUACGAGGGACAGAUUUUAGGAACAUUACCUCCGCACAUCUUUGCCAUUGGGUCAGCUGCCUACUCCCGCAUGAGCAAGGACUUGAUGAACCAGUGUGUGGUGAUCAGCGGGGAGUCAGGUGCUGGCAAGACAGAAUCCACCAAGCUCAUCAUGCAGUACCUUGCUGCUGUCAAUAAGUCCCAGAGCAACCUUAUCACUGAGCAGAUCCUGGAGGCCUCACCCUUGCUGGAAUCCUUUGGCAACGCAAAGACAAUCAAGAACGACAACUCCUCUCGCUUUGGGAAAUACGUGGAGGUUUAUUUCAAGGAUGGGGUGAUCACAGGAGCCAAGAUAACAGAGUACCUCCUUGAAAAAUCCCGCAUAGUGACCCAAGCACAUGAGGAGAGGAACUACCACGUUUUCUAUGAGCUGCUUGCUGGUCUCCCAGCAGACCGCAAGGCUAAGUAUGGCCUCACCACGCCAGACAAGUACUUCUACCUCAGCCAGGGAGGUAGCUGGCAGCUGGAAGGCAAGUAUGAUGGGGAGGACUUCCAGGCACUGCUCUCUGCCAUGCAAGUGUUGGGAUUCACCUCGGAUGAACAGGACACGAUAUUCAGGAUCUUGUCUGCUGUGCUGCAUCUGGGCAACAUUUACUUCCACCGCAAGCAGCUGCGUCACGGCCAGGAGGGUGUGGAGAUGGGCACAGAUGCUGAGAUCAAGUGGGCAUCACAUCUCCUGCAGAUUGAUGAAGUGGGCAUCAAGCGAGCCCUUACCACCAAGAUCACGGAGGCACGCAAUGAGAGAGUGUUCACGCCCCUGAACAUCAACCAAGCACUGGACGCCCGAGAUGCGGUGGCCAAGGCGCUGUACUCCUCCCUCUUCUCCUGGCUGGUACGGCGCAUCAACCACAUCAUCCACAAGGGUGCCCGCAAGACUCACAUCUCCAUCCUGGACAUCUUUGGCUUUGAAGUGUUUAAGGAGAACAGUUUUGAGCAGCUGUGCAUCAAUUAUGCUAAUGAGAAGCUGCAGUUUUACUUCAACAAGCACAUCUUCAAGCUGGAGCAGCAGGAGUAUGCCAAGGAGAAGAUUGACUGGCAAAACAUUGAGUUCCAAGACAACCUGCCUGUGAUAGAACUAGUUGCCCGGAAGCCAGUGGGUAUUCUGCACCUGCUGGAUGAUGAGAGUAACUUCCCCAAGGCCACCGACCAGUCCUACCUGGAGAAGUGCCACUACAACCAUGCCCUCAAUGAACUAUAUUCAAGGCCACGUCUUUCCUCCAUGGAGUUUGGCAUCCAGCACUACGCAGGGCAGGUGUGGUACAGCGUGGAGGGAUUCCUGGACAAGAACAGAGACACACUCAGGAAUGAUGUGGUGGAGCUGCUCAUCUCAUCCAGGCUGCCCAUGCUGUCAGAGAUGUUCCUUGACGUUCGCUUGGGUUCAGAGAACAAAACAUUGACAAAAGCCAACGGGAGAUUCGUCACCAUGAAGCCAAGAACGCCCACUGUGUCUGCACGCUUCAAUGACUCACUCACGCACCUUAUGGAGGGCAUGGCCAAAUGCAAUCCCUGGUUCGUGCGCUGCAUCAAGCCCAACACAGACAAGGCACCACUCAAGCUGGAUAUGCCUUGUGUAUUGGAGCAGCUCAGGUACUCAGGCAUGCUGCAGACCAUUCGGAUCCGCCAGCAGGGCUUCCCGGUGCGCCUCAGGUUUGCACACUUUUCCGAGAGGUAUCGCUGCCUCAUCCCUGACCAGGUUCCAAGGGGAGCACCAUCCAAGGAGAUCUGUCGGGUGGUGCUGGAGCGAAAGAAGGCCGGGAGUGCCUCAAGGGGGAGCUACCAGCUGGGCCUCACCAAGAUCUUCCUAAAGGAGGCAUUGGAACAAACACUGGAGGAGGAGAGAUACCAGACCCUGUCCUUCGCUGUGGUCACCCUACAGCGCUAUGUCAGGGGAUACUUGUCACGCAGGAGGUUCCGCACCCAGCAGCGAGCGGCCUUGGUGGUGCAGGCCACAGUGCGCAUGUGGCUGGCCCGCCGCCGCUACCGCAACCUCAGGUCAUCUGUCAUCAAGAUCCAGUCGCUGGCACGUGGCAGGAGUGCCAGGAAGCAUGUCAAGCGACUCAAGGACGAGCUCAACCGGCGGCGACUGGCAGAGCAGGUGGCCAAGCAGCGGGCAGAGCGUGAGGCAGCACAGAACAAGGCAGACCAGGAGCGAGUCCAGCGAUCUGUGGCAGGAGUCAACCACCUCGAGAUCCCUGCUGAGCUGGCCUUCAUCCUUUCCAAGCUGGGCGAUCGGGAGCAGGAGCGUGGGGUGACCCGUGCUGGGGCUCCUGUGCGGCCCAUUGCAACCCACUACUCCCUGCCUCAUGACAUUGACUACCACGCCUUCUCCAAGUUCACCAGCAUUUACUUCAAGUCACACAUCUGGGGCAUGAAACGAGAGCCCAUCAAGACGCCCUUCCUCUCCAAGUCCCGGGAUGCAGAUUACAGUGACUCCCUGGCUGUGUUCAAACUCAUCCUGCGCUUCAUGAAUGAUCCGGCACUCUCUGGCCUGCGGGAGACGGUGCUUGGGAAUUACAUCACCAAUAAGGGUCUUGCUAAUGAGAGGCUGCGAGAUGAGAUCCUGUGUCAGCUGUGUAACCAGACAUGGCGCAAUGACAACACUGCCAAUGCUGAGAGAGGCUGGCUGCUGCUGGCCAACUGUCUGUCUGUGUUCCCACCCUCAUCCACACUCUUCAAGUACAUCCUCAAGUAUGUGUCAGACCAUGGGCUGGAUGGGUAUGCCGGACUGUGUCAGAGGAAGCUGCUGUCAUCCCACAAGAGGUCAGGAGGUGUGGCACGCUCCUUCCCACCCACAGACCUGGAGUGGCAGACCAACCGUAAGAAGGCGAGGAUGGCCCUGGAGGCGCGCUUCCCUGAUGGCAAGGUUGGUUUGGGUGAGGUGGACUCCUGGACCACCACUGAGGAGUUUGCUGCCAGUCUGCUGCAGGAGCGAGGGGUCAUGGAGAACACCGGGUGGACAGUCUGCCUCACUCAGGAUGACACGGUCGUUGAGACGCCUGGGCUGGAGUACGUCCUUGACCUCAUAGGAGACAGGGAGCUGCCACCAACUUUCCCCAAGUGUUCCUCCAGCCAUCUCAACACUGGUGCUGCCCCAGAGCGCCGUGUGUCCACCACAGUGCCGCUGCCACUGGUCAAGGUGACAGAGGUGUCUCCCAUUGAUGAGUCUCCCGUGGUGGCCAGAAGGACUCGAUCACCACCUGCGCUGACCCGUAAGCUGUCCAGAGAGGCACUGGAGGCACACGACCAGGUGAUGAGUGGCACUGAGGGAGGUGUGGCGGGGGCAGGAGGUGCCGCAGGAACAGAAGAGGAUGGCAUUGGUCUGUCUCGCACCUCAGCUCUCAACAAUCGGUACUUUGAAGACAAGGCAAAGAGCAGGUCCCUGGAUAACCUCCUCGAAGGUCCCCCAGAUAUGCAGAUGCUUGGGUUGUCAAGGAGCAGACUGAAUGAACGCUACCACAGUGUAGAGCGACUAGUAAGUGAGAGGCAGGCACUGGUCAAUGGACAGGAGAUCAACACCCAUGACCUGGACAACAUGGAGUCUGUGUCUCAGCGAGGUGUCCCUAAGUCAUUGUCUGGGUCAAGGACGUGGAAUAAAUAUGACCUGCUGGAGGAAAGGAGUGCAGCAGAGGAGGAAACCAAGACUGAGUACUCCCGAGGCUCUAACCGCUACAUCAAGGGUGGCCAAGCAGGGCGGCGGGGGCCAGGUGGAGGGUGGCACCAGUCUGCACGCGCCCAGCUGGAGAGGGAGUAUAUGAAGUCAUCGGCAAUGUCAGACACCAGCGAAGCGCCUUCACUAGCCUCCCAUGUGCGGCGGGUGCGAGUGCCGUCCCAGGCCUCAGAUGUGGACCAAUUCCUGGACGACCUGUUCAUGCCGGUCCUUAACUCCCAGCUGGAUGAACUGUCCGACGCUCGUUCCCUUGCUGCAUCCAUCAAGGGAGGUGGCCAUCCAUCUCAUCCUCAGGCCGCCUAUGACCUGGAGGAUGACCUGGAUGACUCCAUAGCCUUAGCCAGGACUCGCCAAGGAUCCUUCCGGCGCCAGAGUCUGCUCCACGCCCUGCAGGAUGUGGAUCUGAAUGAGUCUCUAAGUGGCCUAGAGGAUAUCCCAUCCCUAGCCCAGGCCCUGAAGGGAGGUGGCCAGGGAGCAGCUGAGGUAGACACAGGUGCCCCGACCACCACGGCAGGGCCCACUUUUUACCCCAAUGUGUCUAUCUCAGGUGCUCCUGGCUCCCCUCCUCCCUUCAGUCCACCUGGUACCUUGCCUCUGUACUCUGCUGGAGGAAUCACCAUGCCAGGAAUGCCACCAACACCCCAGGCUGGCAACGUGAACCCAACACAACUGGCCCUCCAGCAGCAGCACAUCCAGCGGGCUUUCCUGCAGUCUGCUGUGGCCCAGAACAUUCAGAUCCAGCAGCAUCUCAUGGCUCAGAACCAGGCACUACAGCAGCUCCUUUCUCAGUCCAUUCCGCACCUUGGCCAGGCUGCUCGUGGCAUGAGUCCCCAAGACUCCUUCCGUCUUGGCAUGCUUGGUAUGAUGCCCCUCGCUGGCAUGCCCAUGGCUGCACACAUGCCCAUGCACCAAGGUAUGCCCAUGGCUGGCAAUAUGCCCAUGGCAGCCAAUGUAGGCAUGAGUGGUGGCAUGCCCAUGAAUGCUGGCAUAUCUAUGGUGCCACUCACACCCACCAUGCCCGUCGGGGUGAUGCCGCCGGCCGCUGCUGGCAUGCCUGGCCAUGGGGAGGUGUCAGGGGUGCCUCAGGGCGCAUCAGGUGACAGGGUUCACUACCAGGUGGGGGGGGACACGUACUCCCUCCCUCAGAGACGCCCCACCUCCACCACCACCACCACCAUCACUACCAACAACAACAGCAACAAGGUUUCCUUCCAAGAGCCGGAGCAGAGUGAGUUGUGGAGCACUGAAAAGGCAGCAGCAGGUGGAGGAGCUGAGGGAGGUGCUGGUGGAGGUGAUCAGAGAUUUAUGGGGGGAGCACCUUUGUCCCCACCUCCUCCUCUGGUCAUGCCAGGCUCCAUGAUGGCCUCACCCCCCAUGUUCUCCCAGGCGGCUGCACUCUCUUCUCCUGUUGCUGAGCAGUCGCAGAAGAAACACUCAAAUGCAUCUGAUGAUGCAAAGAUGCUGCACGACUUUAGCAUAGCACAGCAGCCUUCCGACGGACAGCCCCAGGGACAGCUGCUGAGCCCCACUGAGUCCCCAUGGGGUGGUGUAGUGCCCCCACCUCCCCCCAUGCCCACACAUCUUAAUCCUGAGGAGAUGGCGGCGGGAGGCUUCCUAGACCCCUACCAGCGUGCUAAGACAGUCAGGAUUGGCAAGUGGCGAUGGCCUCCCCCAAAAGGAGAAGAGGACCCCAAUGACUCCUUCCUGCAGUUCAAGAUCCGCCAGCAGUCCAAGAAGAUGUCCAAGCAUGGGGAAGGCAAGGACGGGCAGCGGUCAGGCAAGGAGGAAAGCUUCACCAUCGAGUGGGAGGAGUUUGAGGUGGGCGCCCCCAACACCAGCAGCAGUGCAGAGCCAUCCCCUCGCAAGGAGUCCUCACACCAGCACAGCACACAUCAGCACAGCUCACACCAGUUACACCAGGCCUCCCAACACCAGCACAGCAGUCAACACUCACAGCACAUCAGCCACCACUCACACCACUAUUCCCAGCACUCCAGUCACCACCAGUCAAUGCAGCAUUCUGGCCAUCACUCCCACCACUCAUCACAGCAACACUCACACUCACAGCAGACUAAUGGCCACAGCCACAGCCAUGCCCACAGUGCCCACAGCAGCCACAACACCUCCAGGGACAAGAUCGAUGGCAAGGAGAAGGGUGCCAGGAAGAGAAGGGACUCGUGGGGUAAUCCUGUUGAUGAUGCGAAGAGCAAAGAAGGAAUUGGGAAGCUCAAGAUCUCUCGGGAAAUGAGGGAGAAACUAGAAGCCUUGACGUCCUCUCAUCCUUCAAGAGCUCAGAAGGGCCCAGUCGUAGCUGCACAACAGCAGAAGCAGCAGACAAGAGGCAUCAAAAAGCUGGAGGCCCACCGGCGCAACCUCCUGCAGCACCAGCUUGAGGGGGACAACUGGGGCUCUGUCAACUCCAUCAAGAAAAUCAAGCCAGAGAAGGGAGGCUCCGUACCACCUCCUCCCCCUGUGGCGCCAGCUAACAUGUACCUCAGCCGCCGGCCACCAUCACCCACUGCUUCCUUGUCAUCCCAGGAAAGCACUCCGGUUAUUCCUCAGACUCGAUCACCACCUCCACCCAUCCAGCCGCCCUUCCGCUCUUCUGCCGCUCAUGAUUUUGUGGAUUCUGCCUCUGAACGUCGCCAGUCUGUGUCCACAAUGCACACAGAGAAGACGGAGCACUUUGAAUUGGAGGAGUCAUCAGAGUUCCUCCAGGCAGUGGACAGCGCGCCAGUGCUGAUUGAUGAGGAGCUGGAGAAGAGGUCUUACGAGGGACUCAAGACCUGCCUUCUGCCGGCCCCUCACACCACUCACCUCACCUACAACCGCCGCCCCUGGUCCCUUGUUCUCAGGAAGGAGCUAUUUGCCCCUGGGGAGGUGCUGCAUGGGGAGGCCCUGCACCUGGUCUUCUGUCAGGUGGUGCUGGAUGUCUACACGGGUACCACGCCGAGGAUCACACCAGAACAGCAAGUGCAGAUGAGGAAGAUGCUGGACAACCGAGGUAUCACUCCCAACAACACCUUCUCUCCACACCACAAGAGUUCAGUCAAGAGAGAGAUCAUUGAACUUGCAAAGACCUGGCCGCUGUACUUUGCUGCUAUCUUCCCUGUUACUGGUUCACGCAAGACUGGAGAGGUGGAGAUGCUGGCAGUGUCUCAUUCUGGAGUGAAGCUGCUCAGGAGGGAACAAGGACACCACCUCACCAUUCUCAGCUCAUACAACCGUGUGGAGGAGGCUGAGUGUGGGCGGUCUGGGUCCCUAAGGCUAGUGGUGGGCAGUGGCUCCAGUGCUGGCACCAGGAUCAUUCUCCACACACCGAGAGCCAAGCAGAUCGCAGCACUCCUUGCAAAGUACCUCAGCAUUGACCAUCCAGGAAGCCGGGAAUAUGUGCGGGCCGUGGCUGACUACCGUAUUCGCGAGGGUCCGGGGAGAGACCACUCGCUCCUUUGCUUCAAGAAGGGAGACAUCAUCAGGGUGACUGGCCCUGACCGCUACGGGGAGAAUGGAUGGCUACAAGGAAACAUGAACGGACGCUCAGGUCUCUUCCCCGUGGAUUAUGUGGUACCUAUCGGACGCUCCGAGGCGAGGUCUGCAGCCGCCGCCGCCGCCGCCGCUGCUGCUGCUGCUGCAGCCUCUGCUGCUACCGCUUCUGCUGUUUCUACUGUAGUGACCACAGAGACUAUUACCACGACUUCUGUGCCUCAGGCGCAGGUGGAGGUGGUGGACUCAAUGGCAGAAAGCGACAUGGAGAUGGCGCGGAUGGGGAUGGGCGGUGGAGUGUGGACGCGGCCGGAGUCGCCCCACCAGGCACACCUGCACCACCAUGACGACUCCGGCCACUCCUCAGGCGGCGAGGGAGGAGGAGGCAUGGGAGGCGGGCCGGGGAGUGGGAUGGAAGUAUCUGUGGGAGAGGUGUCAGGGCGAGGAGUGCGGGAAGGAAGUAGCCCACCUGUGGUUCACGACGGCAAGCAUUCCCUUCUGCAGUUCGCUCUCCAGCACUUCAGGCUGUCCAAAGAGCAGGGCAUAGUGCAGGCUGACGGCACCCUGCAGACCAAGAACAAGAAGAAGAAGGGCAAUAAGGAUAGUCAGGCAGGCUGGACGUGGAAGGAGCAGGUUGAGAUGGUGAAGUUCACACAGUCUCCUCUGAGUAACUCGCUGCUCCCUCUGGAGGCGGAGCUGAGCCAGGUGGCAGUGGAGAGCUUCCUUGCUGUGAUGCGCUACAUGGGAGACUACCCCAUGGCCCCACAGCAGACUGAGGUGCACUGUGUCUACACCAUCCUCAUGAAUUGCCACAAGCAGCCAGUGUUACGUGAUGAGGUGUACUGCCAGAUCAUGAAGCAGACCACCAACAACAAGUCAUCCAUCCCAGACUCAUGUCAGCGAGGAUGGCGGCUCUUCUCCAUCCUGGCUGCCUACUUCACCUGCUCCGACACACUCAAGCCGUAUCUCUUCAAGUAUCUGGAGACGGCUGCCUAUGACAAGAGGAGAGCGUACCAUGGGACAGCGAUGGUAUGUCUUCAGAACUUACGUAAGACCUUCAACUACGGCGGCCGCAAGAAUGUGCCGAGCAUUGAGGAGAUCACAGCCAUCACCGCCGGCAGGAACUCCAAGCGGCAGAUUUACCGUCUGCCAGGAGGAACUGAGAGGGUCAUCAACACCAAGAGUACUUCAGUGGUGCAGGACAUCAUUGAGGAGAUGUGCAACCUGAUCAGUGUACGGUCAAGCCAGGAGCAGGAGGAGUACAGCCUUUACUGCAUUGUGGAGGGAGACACCUUCACCAUGCCCCUGGCCAGGGAAGAGUACAUCCUGGAUGUCACCACUGAACUCCUCAAGAACCAACAGGUCUUCUACCUGAUCUUCUGCCGUAGUGUGUGGUAUUACCCGCUGCGUCUGGACAACCAGCUGUAUUAUGAAGUGGUGUUCAACCAGAUUGCCCCAGACUACCUGGAGGGCCUGCUGCUGGUCACUCCAGGAGAACAGCUGCAGCAGGAAGUCAUUUACGACAUAGCGAAGGUGGCCGCACUCCUGCACCGCGCGGCUGACCUGGAGGAGGUGCCCACCAUGAAGGAAGUGAAGUACCUGCUUCCCAAGCCUGCUCUCACUGUGCGGGACGUCAAGCCACCUCAGUGGGUCAACAUGGUGCAGUCAGCCUGGCCUGAGGUGGCCUCCCUCACCAGUCUUCAGGCCAAGGCUCAGGUCCUGGAAAUCCUGCAGUCAUGGCCGCUGUUUGGGUCCUCGUUCUUUGCGGUGAAGAGAGUGAUGGAACCCAAGGAGCGCACAGACUACAUCCUCGCCCUCAACAAGAAUGGCGUCCACUUCCUCGACCUUGUGACCCAUGAGACUCUGAUAAGGUACAGUCUGGCCGAGGUCAUGAGCACUCGCAAGGUGAAGAGCGAAGACGAACUUUUCCUGGACAUGAAAUGUGGCAACCUGAUGCAGCAGCGAAUCACCCGCAUCCAGACUGACCAAGCCCAUGAGAUCUCCCGCCUCAUCCGCCAGUACAUCACCAUUGAGCAGCGGGUGACGGGACACGCCCGAGGGGACCAGCCAAGGGACGUCACCCUCUCCAGAUGAAACAGAAGCAGCACCCUUAGAUGUUGACCUUCCCAUAGUGUGGUGAUGCAAGGGUGAUGUGAGAGUGAUGUAAGGGUGUUGUGAGGAUGAGGGUGUUGCCAGCAGUGAGUAGGGUGCAUGGGGAGUUGUGUGGCUGUUAUCUCAAGCUGGUAGGGAUGAGUGUCUAUCAAAAUGGAUAAUGUCACUAACCAUGGAUGUAGGUCAAGCUCAUUUGUAUAAGGUUGUAUGAUUUCUUACUCAGUAUUAUUACCAGUGUGUUUGUGGAAAUGUGGCUGCCGUCCACUACCAUAAACUAUGUAUCAAGAAAACAAACGGUUUUCUUGCUGUAACGAGAGAGAGACCAAUCUGAACUAAGCAAUAGGCCACAAAAAUGAACAAUGAAAUGAAUCUUUAAGUUUAUUUGUCUCACCAUAACAGGAGAGAGAGAUCAGUCUUAACCAAGCAACAGGUUUGGCACUUGGUACUGUUAUGUAUAGAUGAUGUGUCUACCGUUAAAGAAAAUUAACAUGGAAAUGACAAAUCUCAAAGCAGAAGAUAUGUUAUUUAGCUCACAAGAGAUUGGGCUGAGAGGUUUUGCAGCGUGGAAAAAACAGAAUCUUCAGAUGAUACGUCUGUUAUUUAAAACAAUGCAGAUCAUGUGGACAAGAGAUGAGGUGAGUGAAGCAGCAGAGGGUUUGGGUAGAGAGUUUUGUAGCAUGAAGAAAACCUGAUGAAGGGAAAGAGUGAGCUGCACUGCUACCCAAGUCUGCCCAUUUGCCUCAUGCUUUAACUGUGUGUGUGUGUGUGUGUGUGUGUGUGUGUGUGUGUGUGUUGAGGCCUAUGAUGAAGAAUUUGAUAAAAAGACAUUUUCCAUGUGAACUUUUAUUAGAUUUGUAUAUACUCUGUAACAAAAGUGCUUGAUGUGUGUGUGUGUGUGUGUGUGUGUGUGUGUGUGUGUGUGUGUGUGUGUGUGUGUGUGUGAGAGAGAGAGAGAGAGAGAGAGAGAGAAGGAUACACAUGCAAGAAGGAAGUUUUUUAUAACAAGGCUCUGUUGUGAUGCCAUAUGUAUUAUAAGAAUUGACCUGUGGUGACCGGCCUGGGACAAAUGCUCCAGACCUGUUGACCCGACCUGUUGGUGGUGAGGUGAGCCGAGGUGAUGAGGUGAAGUGAGGUGCUGCUCGCCACAAAUAAUGGUUCUGCUAAUCUUACCAUUUGUGUAUUUGAUGCAAAACUUUAUAGUUGUACGUUUGUCAUUGUCAGCGUCAAGAAAUUCAAAACUUGUAUUAGUAGUACAGUACAUAAAUUUAUUUUUUUAUAUUACCAGUUGGAAGUAGCAUAUGUCUUUGCCUUUGCAUUUCUGUUAACGACAACUUGUAGUAGAAUUUCCCAUGUUAACAAAUUUGUCGUAAUGUCUUAUUUUUAUUUUUUUGUAACAAGGAAAAUACUGGAGCUCAGACCUCUUAAAGCACUGCUCAAGUUUGUGAUGUAAUGUACAUGUUUGUUACAGUGUUUUGUAAUUCACUAACUAUAAAUAUAUAUACAGCUAUAACAAGAGUAUAAUAAAUGUUUUAUAAGUGA